AUGGGGCAAGGCGAGAAAUUACUGGCAUUGUUUCCAGCUAGGUUUCAAAAGAGCAUGCGGAUAAGACGGGGUAGUUUUGUUGUGGUUGACAUAAGUGGAAAGGAAAAGGCUCUGGAAUCGGGUAGCAAGGUGGCAUGCCUUGUGUCCCAAGUUCUCUUUUAUGAACAAGUUCGCCCUCUUCAGAAAUCUUUGGAAUGGCCUGAAAUCUUCAAAUCUACACAUUUGGAGGAUUCUUGUGGAAGUUUGCAUGGGAAGACCUCCAAGCAAGAAGAGGAUGAGCUUGAAUCUAAUGAUGAGGAGGGACUUCCCCCAAUAGAGGUCAAUACUUACAGAAUCAAACCUUUUGAACUUUAUCAGAUGCAGAAUAAUAUUCGGGCUCAGAUAGAGAAAUUUUUAAGUUUUAAAAUGUGA
Messenger RNA from Juglans microcarpa x Juglans regia, 411 nucleotides. RefSeq names its product probable RNA-binding protein EIF1AD. Bases 1 to 411 code for a protein of 136 amino acids. Lineage: Eukaryota; Viridiplantae; Streptophyta; Magnoliopsida; Fagales; Juglandaceae. The transcript has 3 exons. Gene Ontology annotation, molecular function: translation initiation factor activity. Gene Ontology annotation, biological process: translational initiation. Gene Ontology annotation, cellular component: nucleus. The record is from RefSeq and is a predicted model, not a curated record.